CUAAAAUUGUGAUGGGGCCAUCUAUCUCGUAUCCUGAUGUUGGUCAUUGAUACUGGCUUGUGUGGUGAGAUGUGGUUCGAAUGACCAGAUCACCAGACUAUGUAUUGCAAAACGUCUUUUUUCGAAAAUUUAUUUUUGUAUGAUUGCAGAAGCUGUUAAAAUUCAUUUUCAAUCGCGGACGAAGUUGGCACGGAAUCCAAUUAAACCAAGAAAGAAACUCAGGAUGUGUAUGCGAAGUAGGAGAGAAAGGGUAUUAAUAUCCUAUUGAUUGCUGUUGUUGUUGUUGUUGUUGUUGUUGUUGUUGUUGUUGUUGUUGUUGUUGUUGUUGUUGUUGUUGUUGUUGUUGUUGUAAAAAAAUUAAUGUCGAUAAGUGCAUUGGUAAACAUAUUGUAUUUUGGGGGACGGUAAAAUUUUCCUUGCCAAAUAGCCGUAAUUUAAUUGCGUGUUGUAUAAUCAAGAUUGUAACACUUAUUUAUUUCAAUAUUUAUUUAAUUCGCCUACUUUUUCACUAAUGACAUUCAGGGCUAUCCUCUUUACUGCGCCGGAAUACAUUAAUAAUAUGUUUAAAUUCUGUGAGAAUAGUACAUACAAUAUGAGAAGCAACAGAUGGAAGCUCGCAUUGGGCAAACCCAGUUGAAACUUUAUGAAAAAAAGUUUCUCGUACCGGGGCGCUGUCGUCUGGAAUAAUUUACCAGAUGUCUUAACUAAGGCCAAUGAGCAAUUUUCAAAUUUUGCUUGAUAAAUAUUUUUACGAAUUGAAUGACGUUUGAAAUCUGCUCUAAUUCCUCUUUUUAACGAGAAUAAGGAUUCGUUCUUAAAAUUUAACUAGAGAGCAUGUAUUUGACGUUAUUUUCAUUGUAUUUGUAUAUACCUAGAUUAGUUUUGUAGUUUGAAAAGUUAAUUUGUAAAUAAUUACUGUCGUUCCAAUUGAAGUGUUCCUCAAAUAUUGAUUCAAUACAUUACCUCAGGCUGACCAAUUCAUUUCAUCAAGUUCCUCGAGAUAUUGAUACACUUCCUGUGAAAGAGCCAAUUCCAAGAAUUUGAUCAUUUCUGGUCACUUCCUUUCUAUAUAUGAUUGGUUAGUUGCACAAACAACAAAGCUGAUUGGUGCAUUCAAACUAUUCAACAGGAAGUUUACAAUUAUACUAGGAAGUAUAUGAAUAUUUCGAGGAACUUGAUCAAAUGAAUUGGUCAGCCCGAGGUAAUGUAUUGAAUCAAUAUUUGAGGAACACUUCAAUUGUAACGGCAGUAAUAAAACAGGCUUGCCUGAAGGGUUACCGUUGUUAAAUAACUUUAUAAUAAUAAUAAUAAUUCUUGGUUAAUUUAGUGCCAAAUGGAUUUAAUUUACGUUGCAGUUAUUGGAAAUGAGGUUGAAGGUGGCCACAGAGGAGGAGCAAGAAGAGUUUGGAGCGGCCCUUAAAGUGGAGUACAUGUCUGAGGACGCGGAUGCUUCUGAUGGAGGUUGGUGCCACAUGAAGUUAAAUUGGAGGGCGGAUGAUCUCACCCAGUUUUUUCGUACGUUGGACAUUCGGGCAAACGAGAGGAGGAAAGACCACGUGAAGGAACGCACGAAAAGAACGCAUUCGGCACUUUCCAGAAAACGUGCGCCAAAUGAUGCACCUGCUUGGGCUGUAAAGCCAGUCGAAACAGCUGAAAUUGCAGGCCCUGUCAACACAAACAGAACUCGUGGACGUGGAAUUCGAACACGCGGAGGCGGCAGGGGCGGAGGUGCUGGAACAGGACCGAGAUCUACUGCACGGAGAACGAUCACCUACGCAGCACAAGAAGUGCUUAAUUCUAUAGCAAAAUAAACAUACUAGAUAGCACAAACGGAUACAGCAAAUUCAAUUAACGUUGUCCUCUGAGUUGUCCUUUCUUAAUUUAUUGCAUGGUUCUUAACAUCUUAGCAAUACACCAUUUGCAAGCUUUGUCCCUCCUGUAUUACAUAUUUAUUUACGUCCAUUGGGCCUUUUGCUAUUCAAAUUGGACUUUGAGGAUAACCUUAAUUGAAUUAGUUGUCUCUGACAUUAAUGGAAUUAGACAUUUAGUCUAGAUUUAAUGACGUGCUUUAUAUCUAAAAUAUCCUAGUUAGUUUGCAUUCUAUUAUUUUAUGUUUGAUUUGAUGCAUUUAUACUUGAUAUUUAUAUUUCCUGCGUUCACGUUUCACUUGUCUCAGUCGCAUAAAUAUGAAUUCGGUAUCAUACCAGGCAGCUACUGAGACGUACAAGCUGCAAACUGCUUCUUGUAUAUGUAUCCAUAUGAUAAUGAAUGCUAUUCACUUUUACUGCAGGGUCACAUCUUUAAUGUCGCGCCCAAACGUUUUCGUGUCCACUUAUAGGCAAGAGCCAACAAGAUGUGUAUAGGCACAAUUCGA
Messenger RNA from Paramuricea clavata, 2374 nucleotides. NCBI's taxonomy places the organism in Eukaryota, Metazoa, Cnidaria, Anthozoa, Malacalcyonacea, Plexauridae. The record is from the annotation of a GenBank genome assembly.